Messenger RNA from Eleginops maclovinus (Patagonian blennie), 3373 nucleotides. Its product is annotated as thioredoxin reductase 1, cytoplasmic-like. The transcript is spliced from 15 exons. Gene Ontology annotation, biological process: cellular response to oxidative stress; glutathione metabolic process; cell redox homeostasis. NCBI's taxonomy places the organism in Eukaryota, Metazoa, Chordata, Actinopteri, Perciformes, Eleginopidae. Gene Ontology annotation, cellular component: cytosol; mitochondrion. Gene Ontology annotation, molecular function: flavin adenine dinucleotide binding; glutathione-disulfide reductase (NADPH) activity. The record is from RefSeq and is a predicted model, not a curated record. Bases 258 to 1904 code for a protein of 548 amino acids.
ACAUCCGUGGUUUUCCAAAAUAUUUCACCCUCCCUCUGCUUUUCUGACAAGAAAGUUGCUGAGUUUUGCCCUGCAAAUGUUUCUGUGGAAGCAUAUGGUGUCUAAAGUGGUGCACUGAAGGACAACAUACUCACUGAAAGUCUGUUAGGGAUUAUUCAGAUCUCAUUAAGUUUAGAAAAGUGCAAACAUUUCACCACAGUCAUUUUGGACAACCAUAAGAGUUGGGUGCUCACUGUUGGGGUUUACAACUGGGAAACAUGGACCCUCCAACGGGGCCGACGAUGGGCCCUUAUGACUACGACAUGCUGGUUAUUGGAGGGGGGGCAGGGGGUCUGGCUGUGGCAAAGGAGGCUGCAGGGCUGAGGCAAAAGGUGUUGAUCCUCGACCUCCUGACUCCCUCAGUAAGAGGCUCAGAGAGAGAGCUGGGAGGCUCCAGUGUCAACAUCGACAGCAUCAGGAAGUUCCUACAACAGGCAUCUCUGCUGGGGAAAGCUCUCCAAGACUCCCAGAAAUAUGGCUGGAAGUUGAAAGAGAAUGUGCCUCAUGGCUGGAGCGAGCUGGUGGGGGCGGUGCAGCAGACGGUGCAGACUCGCAGCCAGGAGCUGAAGAGGGAGCUGAAGAACGUUGGAGUGUUCUACCUCAGAGCUCACGGAAAGCUGGUGGAGCCCCACACUGUAGAGGUGACGGAAGUGGACGGGAAGCAGAGGCGUCUGAAAGCAGAGAUCAUUGUCAUCGCUACGGGAGACAGACCUGAGUAUCUGGACAUACCUGGGGUCAGAGAGCACUGCGUAACCAGUGAGGACCUCCUCUCCCUGCCUCACCCUCCAGGUAGUACCCUGGUGGUAGGCAGGUCUCCUGAGGGGUUGGAGCUCGCCGACAUCCUGUUCGGCCUCGGACUGCCGGUCACCGUCCUGCAGCAGCCGGCCCCCGUCCUGCAGCAGCCGGCCCUGCAGCAGCCGGCCCUGCAGCAGCCGGCCCUGCAGCAGCCGGCCCUGCAGCAGCCGGCCCUGCAGCAGCCGGCCCUGCAGCAGCCGGCCCUGCAGCACGGGUUUGAUGAGAAGAUGGCAGAGAUGAUCGAUAACCACCUGCUCGUCAGCGGAGUGCACACUCUGCAGAACUGCUCACUCGUCAAGGUGGAGACGACUGAAGCUAAGGAGGACCUCGCAGGUGGUUCUGCAACAACGACCCAGCAGUCUUCCAAGGGACGACUUCGAGUGACCGUCCUCACCGCACAAGGCCAGACUGAGCAGACGGACUUUGACACGGUGCUGCUCACCGCUGGACGAAAAGCCUCCACUCGCGACAUGGGUCUGGAGUGUGUUGGCGUGCAGUGCAGCCAAGACACUGGAAAGAUCCUGGUGAACGAGAGGGAUCAGACCAGUGUGGAUCAUAUUUACGCCGUCGGAUCGGUGCAGCAUGGACGCCCCUCCACCACUGGCCUCUCAGUGCAUGCUGGGACGCUGCUGGCCCGUCGGCUCUUCAUAGAGGACAGCACCUUGUGCGAUUACACCAAUGUGCCCACUGUUGUGCUGACUCAAAUGGAGUAUGCUUUCUGUGGUCUGACUGAGGAGAAGGCCAACGCAACAUUUGGAGAAGACAGUGUUGAGGUGUAUCACAGCUACUACUGGCCGCUGGAGUGGGAGCUUCCUGCCAGGAAUAAAUACUCCUGCUACGUGAAAGUCAUCUGCCACAUCCCUGACCAGGAGCGAGUGCUCGGGGUCCAUAUCAUGGGCCCCAACGCUGGAGACAUCCUCCAAGGCUUCGUCGCAGCGAUGAAAUGCGGACUCACCAAACAACAGCUGGACGUCACCGUGGGCCUCCAACCCGGGUCCGCCCAGGUGUUCAGCUCUUUGACGGAAACCCAGCGCAUGUCUGAGGCCUUGAUGAUGAGAGGGAACUGCUGAGGUUAGCCCCCUGCUGUCAAUCACAGUUGCCCAUAGCAACAGUGUAAAACAGCAGGGAUGUGCUUGACGUGUAACGGCGGCGGGACGGUUGUCUCCCCAUCCCAUGACGUCCUCACCUGCAGCCUGUUCCUGCAGGCGGGCGAGGACUGAUGCUGCGGCCGACACACGUGCCGUUUAGGUUUGCUUACAUUUUUCCGAAUCACUGGCCUCGUGCAUAACUUUGAAAUACGGCCCAUUGAUUCGCUUCAAAUUUAAGGAAGAUAAAGGAGCUCCCCGCGGUUCAGCCUGAAAGUCUCUGUAAGCUUUAGUAGUUCCUACAGGCUGCAGCAGAGUGAUAAGGCUCCAGGAUUGGAUGUAUUUAAAUGGAGUUAAAGCUCAGGAUUAUUCUCUUUCUAUGGCGCUGGUUUUACAGCCUUAUUUUCAUGUAAUGAACUCGAAGGGGAUUAUGGAAUUACCCAAAUAAAUACUGUUUAUUGGCGAGAGCUCUCACUUUAAUUUAUGCAUAUGGUGUUUUUAUUGAGACAUUAGGCCGGCGUUUGUGAUUCCCUCUUUUGUUUGCUCUGCCUCUUCUAUAUUCUCUCCCUGCCUCUGAGCAUAGUCUUAAAACAACAGUUAAAUAUUCAUGUGGAGCAUUAAACAAAGUGUCUCAUACAAACUAAGGCGGCUCUGGAUGAGGAUAUUUCUUAAAAGCAUGACUCUGGGAAGUUUCACCUCAUCUGUAUACGCCUUUGGUUUGCCCCGUGCAAGGACGUCAUCUGUAUUCUUUGUGUGCAGCCCAUUCAUCCCAUGUCUGUGCCUGUUCGCCCUGUCGCUUGCUUAACAUUUCGGCACAUUUUUUAAGAGUUUAUCCUCCAGACCACCUUCUGAUUCACUUUGGCUUUUUAUGCAUCUUCAGCUUUGUCUUCAAAUUCUCAGGAAAACUAACCAAAAAAAAUCAAUCAAAAAAACAAUUGAUCAAUCAAAAUAAUUCUCAGAAAAAGAUUCAAAUUCUGUCUCAAAUACCAAAACAAUCAAAUAUAAUCCUCAACAAAUCUUGAAUGCACAUUGAAACAGAGUCCAAAUACCAACAAAAAGCACCCUUAAAUCUUCUCUUAACCUCCAAAAUAAUUGGUUCUAUUUAUCUGUACGUCCUGCAAUUUCUCACCAUCUCUGCCGUUAGAUGCACCUUUUUUAUUUGUUUACCCUCCAGACCACCUUCUGAUUCUCUGACCUGCUUGUAAGACGGAUAACCUAAUUACAAAGAGUGCAGCUUCUUUCAGCGUGUGCAUGAAACAGCCAUUAGUGCGUAAUUUGAUGACUGCCGUGCAAGGUUAAGACGCCGCUUGGAGGUCUACCUAUCAAUCACUGCCUUGCUCUUGGACCUCGUUCACCAGGGAGUCCUGUAGCACCACUAGAUGGCACCGUGGCUGUGUGAGGGAUAGGGAAUGUGGGAAAUAAAUAAACAUAAAGCAAUGUGUGGGUUAAUGAAA